Dalotia coriaria is the source of this 2726-nucleotide messenger RNA. RefSeq names its product GTP-Rho-binding protein rhophilin (gene Rhp). Gene Ontology annotation, molecular function: protein binding. The record is from RefSeq and is a predicted model, not a curated record. NCBI's taxonomy places the organism in Eukaryota, Metazoa, Arthropoda, Insecta, Coleoptera, Staphylinidae. Gene Ontology annotation, biological process: signal transduction; negative regulation of stress fiber assembly. The transcript is spliced from 6 exons. The coding region runs from base 396 to 2411 and encodes 671 amino acids.
GCGCAAAGCUGGAACGCCACACGUUGCUCGUGAUUGUCAACAUAUAGUACCGAUAUACCUGUGCGAGUUCGAGUAUACAUACACACGGUGCGCACACCGCACUCGCGCUCUGCAUACGCCACUCAACGUACGCUCUCGUAUGAAUUAACGCUCGUUGCAUUUAUAAACCGCCACGCCGCGCACAAUCACCUCCAUCCUACCUGUCCGUCGUCCUCCAUCCGAGCGCCGGAUCAUGAUGCACGCAAAUAAAAAACGUCAGUGAGAUGAGAGUCAUGAGAUGCGCAGUGCGCGCAAUAUGCGCUAUAUUAACUUAAAAGUUUAUGUGAACUGUGCUACGAACUUAAAUUGUUUGAAGACAAGUGUAAACAUUUUAAAAGGUGCGUCAGGUCAACAUCAUGUGUGAUAGUGUUGAUAAAUGUGACAGCGCGUACGAGGACUUAGAAUUGGAAGUCGAAUUAGAGGAGCUUCCGAAAAAAACAUUCAUACGUGGUUCUGAUCCUCGAGUGGCGACAUGCCGUGGCAAGCUGCAGAACCGCCGCUCGAAGCUCAACCAGGAGAUCAACAAGGAGCUGCGGUUGCGCGCCGGUGCCGAAAAUCUCUUCAAGGCGACCACCAACCGCAAGCUCAAAGAGACAGUGGCGCUGGAGCUAAGCUUCGUUAAUUCGAACCUUCAGCUGCUCAAGGAACAACUCGCCGAGCUCAAUUCGCAGGUGGAAAUUUAUCAAAAUGACAACACGGAUUCAAUAAUGCCAAUGAUCCCACUGGGUCUCAAGGAAACAAAAGAGAUCGACUUCCGUGACCCGUUCAAGGACUUUAUCCUCGAGCACUACAGUGAAGACGCCAACCAAUACGAGGAUUCCAUUGUUGAUUUUAUGGACACGCGACAGGCGAUGCGCACACCAUUAAGGGACAACACUGGAAUCGCUCUACUCUUUCGCUAUUACAAUCAGUUGUAUUUCGUCGAACGACGCUUCUUCCCACCCGACAGGUCGCUGGGAAUAUACUUCGAGUGGUUUGACUCGCUCACAGGUGUGCCAUCAUGUCAACGAACGGUUGCGUUCGAAAAAGCCUGCGUUUUAUUCAACAUGGGCGCGGUGUAUACUCAAAUCGGUGCAAGGCAGGAUCGUACCACGGCCAAAGGAUUAGACUCGGCUGUGGAUAGUUUUCUGCGAGCGGCCGGUACCUUCCGAUACAUUCACGAAAACUUCACAAAUGCACCCUCAAUGGAUCUAGGUCCCGAAAUGUUGGAGAUGUUCAUACAACUAAUGCUCGCACAAGCUAGAGAAUGUCUACUGGAGAAAUUAGAAUUACAAUCUCUUGAAAACCGUACCAUCGACGUAUGUUUUGAUCUGGCGCAGGAAGCAGCACAGCUUUCAGAGUGUUACGAUCAUGUACAUCAAUUAAUACAGCAACAAAUGGUAAAAGACUACGUGCCGUACAGUUGGUCGGCACUGGUACAAGUAAAACGAGAAUAUCACAUCGGUAUGGCACAUUAUCACGCAGCCAUGGGUAUUUUACACGCGGAGGUAUCACAAAUGUCUGCGCAGACAAAAGAUACACUGCAAUUUCUGCAUGUGGAGAGUGCCUCAACUCAGUUGGAUAUUCGUCUUCCAAAAGACGAUUUAGAGCGGAGAUUGUUAGGAAGAGCACAUUUACGGCAAGCGUUAGUUUUACAAGAAGAAGGACAAAGAUUACACAGAAUGUGUCGAGAAUUAAAGGGUAAACAUGCUUUGAUUUCGAUGUUGAGGAUUGCACACAGAUUAGCACUACAAGCAUAUACUGCGAAUGAUGCAGAAGAUGACUUUAGAGACUUGCUAGAUCCACCACAAAUUCAACCAGCGACAAAGUUUCAACUCUCUUUGACACCGCCGGAUUUCGCGCAAUAUCGCGUCAGCGAUUUAUUUAAAGGUCUUGGGCCAAUCGCGAUAUUUUCAGCAAAGAGACACUGGACAGCGCCGAGAUUAGUACAAUUACAUCGUGGGAGAACCACCGAAGGAUUUGGAUUUUCUGUGAGGGGUGACGCGCCAGUUAUCAUCGCCGCAGUUGAAGCUAACUCAUUAAGCGAAUUUGGUGGAGUCAAAGAGGGUGAUUUCAUCGUGACAAUAUCCGAUGUGGAUGUCAAAUGGGCAUCACACGAAGAGGUCGUUAACUUAAUUAAAAACGCCGAUGACACCCUCAGUCUACGAUUAGUCACCCCAAUGGAUAGAAACUACUUGAAGCCGGCCAAGUCCUCAAACAAGGGCUCAGUGUCGACGCACAGCAGCAGUUCAGGGGUUUCAAGCGGGAUGUCCAGCCCCAGUGGUUCCAUGGCGCAACACACCGGUAACAAACGACUGUCAUGGAAUCCAUUCAAGAAACAUCAGCUGCAUCGGGAGUCAAAAGAGUUCUACGACAAUGUUAUCCUGCGAUGAGCGACCCUCGAAAUCAUGUAUCACACUUGUUAAUUUAUUGUACUGUACUGUGUAUUGUGUGAAUUAUCACAAAAUUUAUAUUAGUAAAUUGUAAGAUGUACAUUUUAAUUAUUAUUCCAGUCAGUUAUUAAUAUUUUAUUUGUUAUAUCGCGAACGUUUUUAUCUCACUGCAAUUAUUGCUGUGAGUGAAUGAGAAUGUUAUAUGUAUUAUUUGAUACAAACUAUUUAUGUGAAUUUAAUGUGCUAUGCUAUGCAUGCACAUGAGAUGUAUUUUAUGUAAAAUAAAUAAUCAACAAUAAGCUUUAUUGCAAACAA